Molecule: messenger RNA, 1773 nt
Organism: Amphibalanus amphitrite
Lineage: Eukaryota; Metazoa; Arthropoda; Thecostraca; Balanomorpha; Balanidae
Product: SAP domain-containing ribonucleoprotein-like
Exons: 6
Coding region: 268-1161 (297 amino acids)
Biological process (GO): poly(A)+ mRNA export from nucleus
Cellular component (GO): nucleus
Source: RefSeq, a predicted model, not a curated record
UUUAAACAGGGCGCCGUAGGGCAUAUUAGUCACGUGACAUUUGGAACUUCUCUCGCUCCAAGGGCCUUCUAUAUGCCAAACGUCACGUGUAAAUUUCACGAACCUUGAUCAAAUCGCCCCAGGCGCCCUGUUUUCAUCGUCGUCCAAUCGAGCAGCGUGCGCCGGUUGUUUAUCAUGCGUGUACUUGCCGGGAAUUGAUACCCGCGCUGGUCUCUCAGGGCUUAAUUUUCAUUCUUAUUGAAACUUAAAACAUCACGCUGCUUCAUCAUGAAUGUCUCAAAGCUCAAGAUUGCUGAGCUGAAGAAGGAGCUGAAGGAGCGUGGGCUGCCAACGAGCGGCAACAAGGGUGAGCUGGCUGCCCGACUGCGGGACGCGUUGACCGCCGAGGGUGCUGAUGGCUCACACCAGGAGGAUGACCUGGAGGCCAAGGAGUCUGAACUGCUUGGGGAGGAGGAGGAGGAAGAGGACGCUACCAAUGAGGAGCUGGACACGAAGCUCCUGGACACAUCUACCGCUCCGCCAGCGGCGGCCACGCCCGCCGCCAAGCCCAAGAAGAUCGUCAUCAACCGAGAGGCGGCCGAGUCGGCGCAGCAGGCGGCCGCCACCGCCAUCGCAGAGGCGGCCAAGGCGGUGGCGGUCGAGCCGGCCGCCCCCGCCACCGCCCCCGCCCCGGUCACCGCCCCCGCCGCCGGCGACGCGCCGCCCGCCAGCAAACGCAUCAAAAUCACCGGCCUCUCAGAAUCAGAGCGGCUCGCCAAACGGGCCGAGAAGCUGGGCGGCGUGCCUGUCGCCGAUAAACUGUCCAACGUGAAGAUCAUGACGCCUGAGGAGCGGAAGGCGGCGCGGCUGGCCAAGUUCGGCUCGUCGCCCGCCGCCCCUGCCGAUGCUCCGGCCGCCGACAAGCCCGCUCAGAAGAAUGGCGGUGCUGACGAUCUAGAGAAGCUGAAGAAGCGGGCGGAUAGAUUCGGAGAGGCGGUCUCGGCGAAAGUUGUCUCGCUGGAGGAAUCCGAGCGGCUCAAGAAGCGAAAGGAACGCUUCGGCAUCGUCACAGCUGAGGACGCCAAGGCGAAGAGAGCGGCUCGCUUCUCCUCGAGUGCGCCGGUCGACCCGGCCACAGAGGACAAGAAGAAGCUGAGGGCGGCCCGGUUCGGUCUGGCGUAGCGGCGCCGCCGCCCCCCAGCCGUGUUCAGAGGACAGGGCGGCGGACGGAACCUCGCCGCGGCGAGGCGCCCAGUGACGGGGCGCGAUCCGCACCGCCGCGUCACCCGCUGAGGAUGAACGUCCCCGUCCGGCGCCACCGGCCGCCUCACGGUGGGACGGCGACGGAGGCGAGAGCUGAACGGCGGUCCUGACCGGCGUCUGCUGUGCGGCAGCUGGUUGGAGGGCAGAGGAACGCCCAACUGCCGCGCUGCCAGGACAUCGGACCGCGUGGACGUGCAGAAGCGGGGGCCGCGUUGACGUGCAGAAGUACAACAUGUCGGUGGUCGGCGGCUAGUCUGUCGCGUGCGGAGCGCCGGUCGCGCGAUUCACGCUCGUUAGUGCUUGGAUGUCAUUUGUAUCCCAGUGUGUUGCCAUUUGCUGAGGUUGAACAUUGUUUCUUUUAAAACAAAUUCACGGAAAAAUAUUCCCAUGUAAGAUGUACUGUGUGCUUUGCAUAGAACAAUUGCUUUGUCCACUUCUUUUGUUGUCAAGUGCACCUUUUUUACCUCGAUCCCUAAUUUUGGGGACAUCUUCCAAAGUGCGGUCCAAAAGUCAAUACAACCGCUGAAUUUU